Molecule: messenger RNA, 849 nt
Organism: Phycomyces blakesleeanus NRRL 1555(-)
Lineage: Eukaryota; Fungi; Mucoromycota; Mucoromycetes; Mucorales; Phycomycetaceae
Exons: 6
Coding region: 1-849 (282 amino acids)
Source: RefSeq, a predicted model, not a curated record
AUGUCUCGUUUUGAUCCUAUUAUUGAACUAACGGAUUGUUACAUAAAUCACAGCUCUCGGCGUAUUGUUGAAGAACAAGAGCAAGGAUGGGUAUCUGUUCUUGAACAGCAAGAGGAACAUGCAGAUGUUUAUGAAGAUCAAGAGCCCACCAAUAAAGAAAUUCAAGAAGUACUUGCUCAAUAUGCCCAAGACCAAGGCAUUCCAAGUGAAUUUUCUCUACCAAUGACACUGGCUCUGAUGAUUGUGCUUCGCAGAAUGGUUUUCUCUGCUUGCUUAGUAGAUUUAUCUCUGCUCUUUGGAAAGAGAAAGUCUACUCUCAGUGUCAUCUUCAAUGAAAUGAUAGAAAAGAUUUAUAUUAAGUUCUAUCCAGCCUUGAAGUUUGACUACUCACCGGCAAUGUACUGUGUUGGGUUUAUUGAUGGAACCUUCAGCAAGAUAGCAAGGCCCAUUCAAGGACAUGGUUUGAAGUACCAAGCAGUGGUAACACUCAAUAGUAUUACUUCAUUCAUUAUGAAGCCAGACAGUGGUAGGAAUCAUGACGUGUGCAUGUACCACAAAAGUCAAUUGGAUGUCAUGCUGUGCGUAGCAUUUGACUUUACAAACAUAAAUAGUCCAUGCUAUUACUUGUAUGGUGACCUGACAUAUACCGUAUCAGAUCAUAUAAUGAUCCCUUUCAGAAGACAAAUGGCUGAUGAGCAAGAACUUGCUAUCAACAAAAAGCACAAGUUUGCUCAUGUCGGGAGUCUGUGGGCUUUCUUAAAGUACUCACAGACCCAAAGAAGUGGUCAGUCCCCAGUAGGACUAUAUUAUAUUGUUGGAACGUUCUUGAAGAACCUCCAUGUGUAUUAG